Fomitiporia mediterranea MF3/22 is the source of this 1527-nucleotide messenger RNA. Its product is annotated as C-22 sterol desaturase. NCBI's taxonomy places the organism in Eukaryota, Fungi, Basidiomycota, Agaricomycetes, Hymenochaetales, Hymenochaetaceae. The coding region runs from base 1 to 1527 and encodes 508 amino acids. The transcript has 5 exons. The record is from RefSeq and is a predicted model, not a curated record. Gene Ontology annotation, biological process: sterol metabolic process. Gene Ontology annotation, molecular function: heme binding; oxidoreductase activity, acting on paired donors, with incorporation or reduction of molecular oxygen; iron ion binding.
AUGGCUAGUGUACAUAGCUACUCUGCACGGGCAUCACUUCCGUCGGCAUUCACUUCUCUGUUGAGCCAGAUCCCUGUUCCGACAGUCUUCCCAACGCAGAGCAAGUCUUCUACAUGGAUGUAUACUCUCGCAGCAAUAGUCCUGUCCGUUCUCGCUCUCGAGCAGGGUGUCUAUCGUUACAAGAAGGGAAACCUUCCAGGCUCAAAGUGGACCAUCCCUAUUAUUGGCAAGUUUGCGGACUCCUUGAAUCCAACGUUAGAGAAUUAUUCGAAGCAGUGGCAGCUCGGGCCCUUGAUAAUGGCGACCAGUAACGAGUAUUCACUGAAGGUAUUCAAUUCAGCAGCGUAUGCUGAGCCCUGCCUUGCAGACUCAGCGAACCGGGUCCUCAUGCCAGACAACUGGGUGUUCCUCAAUGGCAAAGCCCAUAACGAAUAUAGGAAGGGUUUGACUAUGCUUUUCACUCGCAAAGCAUUAGGAACUUAUUGUCCUAUACAAGAUAUGAUCGCACGGAAGCAUUUUGCUCGAUGGCUCGAGAACGCCAAGAAAAAUCCGUCAGCGCAACCUAUAAUGUUCCCAGUACGCGACAUGAACAUGGACACAUCGCUCAAGGUAUUCUGUGGCAAUUAUAUACCCGAACACGCUACCCGGGAGAUCAGCGACAAGUACUGGCUUAUUACGAAAGCAUUGGAGCUCGUCAACUUUCCUCUAGCGAUUCCCGGCACGAAAAUCUACAAUGCCAUCCAAGCUCGAAAGUUGACAAUGAAGUGGUUGACACUCGCUGUGAAAAACAGCAAGAUUAGUAUGGUCGCUGGCCAUGAACCAGAGUGUAUGAUUGAUGCCUGGGUCAAAGAAUUGGCAGAUCCUGCAUAUAAGGGUCGACGGGAGUUUAGCGAUCGUGAAAUGGCCAUGGUCCUAUUCUCAUUCCUAUUCGCCAGUCAAGACGCAAUGUCCAGUGGUCUUAUCUAUGCGUUCCAGCAUCUAGCUGACCGACCUGACAUGCUUGCGAAAAUCAAGGCAGAAUCAGACUGUGUCCGUGGAAAUGAUCCAGACAAACCACUUACGCUCGAGAUGCUCGAUGAAAUGCACUACCUACGCGCGUUUGUCAAAGAAAGCUUACGUCUCAAGCCCCCUGUCACGAUGGUACCAUACAAGUGUCUGAAACCAUUUAACAUCACGCCCGGCUAUACAGUUCCCGUGAACACUAUGCUCAUUGCGUCGACAUAUCCCUCUCUUCAUGAUCCUUCCGUCUACCCGGAGCCCGAGACUCUCAAUCCCGACCGCUGGCUGGAUCCGGAAAGUAUUGCAAACACGAACCCAAAGAAUUACCUCGUUUUUGGAUCUGGAGCGCAUCGUUGCAUCGGCUAUGAAUACGUUAAUAUGAACAUCGCACUCUGUUUGUCCAACGCUGUUACGUUGAUGGAAUGGGAACAUGAGUUGACCCCGCUGAGCGAAGUAGUGGAAAUGAUUGCUACCCUCUUCCCGAAAGACGGAUGCAAACUCAGAUUCCGCCCCCGUAAGAGAGCGUAG